Pocillopora verrucosa is the source of this 1859-nucleotide messenger RNA. RefSeq names its product neuronal acetylcholine receptor subunit alpha-2. NCBI's taxonomy places the organism in Eukaryota, Metazoa, Cnidaria, Anthozoa, Scleractinia, Pocilloporidae. Gene Ontology annotation, cellular component: synapse; plasma membrane; postsynaptic membrane. Gene Ontology annotation, molecular function: acetylcholine-gated monoatomic cation-selective channel activity; transmembrane signaling receptor activity. Gene Ontology annotation, biological process: signal transduction; nervous system process; chemical synaptic transmission. The record is from RefSeq and is a predicted model, not a curated record.
CCGCUUUUGGUAUCCAGUCAUAUGGCGUUUUUGGCAAAGUGCAUCGUGAUGAUUUGGAUAGUAACUAAAUGUCGCACAGAAGGCUCAAAUGCUGCUGCAGAACAGGAUUUAAUUAAUGACCUGCUAAAGGGGUACAACAAAGAUGCCCACCCCAUACCAGAACAGAACAAGAGUCUGUACAUGGUCACGUUUGGUUUGGAAUUGGUCCAACUCGUCAAUGUAGAUGAUAAAAAUCAGAUUAUUACUACAAACGUGUGGGUGCGACAGAAAUGGAGAAAUCUUCUCUUGACAUGGGAUCCGAACAAAUACGGUGGUAUCAAACGAGUUCGUAUUGAUCCGAGUCUGCUUUGGAUUCCGGACAUCGUUCUAUAUAACAGUGCAGACAGUGAGUUCAGCGGUGGACUUGAAAAGUACAAGACUCGUGUUAUCAUUGACCACGAUGGGACCAGUGCCUGGUACAGCCCAGCCUCGUUUCGAAGCACGUGUCCGAUUGAUGUCACGUACUUUCCGUUCGACCAACAGACUUGCACGAUGAAAUUUGGCUCCUGGACGUUUGAGGUGGUUGACCUUGAUAUUCAUGCUGACAUGUCUCCUCUCCAUUCCACGCAAUAUGUAAAAAGCGCGGAGUGGGAUCUGCUUGGAGCUUCCAAGAAACGUAACGUGCAGUCAUAUGCUUGUUGUGAUUACCCUUUUUCCGAUGUUACCAUCGAGUUCGUGUUCAAACGGAAGCCUUUAUUUUACAUUUUCAAUCUGAUAGUUCCAUGCAUGAUAAUCGUGUCCAUGGUGCUGCUGGGCUUUUUCCUACCUCCCGAAUCUGGAGAGCGAAUAACUCUAAGUAUUACCGUCCUGUUAGCUAUGGCAGUGUUUCUGCAACUUGGGGCAGAAAAUUUGCCAAGGAAUUCUGAGAGCGUACCGGUAAUGGGUAUUUUCUACAUCACAGUCAUGAUAGAGGUCGCCAGUUCUCUUAUCGCCACAUGUUACAUCUUGCACAUUCACCAUCGGAACUCUGGGACUGCCGUGGUGCCUGUUCCCAGGUGGGUCAAUGUAUAUAUCCUCGACAAGCUCGGAAAGUUUUUGGGCGUGAAGAAGCCUGUUACAGAGGACAAUUAUGACUUAUCGGCGGAGGUGGAUUUUAAGAGAAUCUCUUUGAUGAAAAAGGACUUGGACAAAAGGUUUGGCAGUACCAACAACCACGUUAAAACAAAGCUGCUACAUGACACGCGCUCACGAACUACAACAAAAUCCACUUUAAACUCUCCCGAAGAGUUUUGCAUGACCUCUUCAACGAACUCCGUCACAAGCACAUAUCCAAAGAUGGACACUCACCAAGAGAAAAAUCACAACAACGACGGUGGCUGCAACAGUGCCAAAACUGCACAAGGUGUCAUGGUGCUUGUAGACAGUUUGAAGCAUCGUCGGCAAAUCGAGAAGAAUCAGGAAGAAUGGAGGCAUCUUGCUAUGGUCUUAGAUCGAUUAUUUUUCUGGAUUUUUGUAGUGGUCAUAUUAAUCUCUACUAUUGUUGUUCUCAGUAGAGGAGCUUAGAAAAUUCACCCCUUUUCGAUAUUUUGAGUUCCUGCACACUCGAUUUACCAGUCCCAGUUUUCAAGUAACCAUACUUUGAGCAUAGGUGUUUGCAGUAAAGUAGGAUCACAGAGUAUACAUUUCAAUUGAGUGUCGCGAAUCCAAAACCAGGGUUAUCUAAACGCCAAUCAGGAGAAGGGUAAAAAAUUACAAGGAUCCAAUGAGAUCUCGAAGUAAAAGAAGCAAAAAGCUUGAAUAGCGAGAAAACGCGAGUGAGCAAGAUACAUUUUUGUCAGUUUUGCAUCUGGUUGAUUGAGAAGUUGGAGGGGCAAAACUGA